Molecule: messenger RNA, 1524 nt
Organism: Anopheles maculipalpis
Lineage: Eukaryota; Metazoa; Arthropoda; Insecta; Diptera; Culicidae
Exons: 3
Coding region: 1-1524 (507 amino acids)
Source: RefSeq, a predicted model, not a curated record
AUGGCUAGCAGAAUUUUGUUGCUGUUGACAAUCUUAUGUAUACUGCGGAACGUUGCCGGACGGCCAAACUUAGGUAUGAACGGCAAUGUGGCCGGAAGUUCCAUAGCGAUCGGGACAUCCGGCAGUGCAUCCUUCAUCAUAGAUGCGCUCGGUAGUUACAAGAUUCAGCUAGGUUCAGAGUAUCAGCCACUCUACACCAUGCAGAACGCAUUUUACUCCGUUGCUGAGAAGUUCACCACGGCUGGCAUUGCUGUAACAGACAACAUCCUACUCCUGGCGGACGAUAACUCGGGAUUCGUGACGCCACCAUUCCAGGCUGCCAUUACGGCACUGUCAAACUUACAAUCGGUGAUCAGUACCGAAUUCAUACAGGAGUUCCAAACGCUACAAUAUCGCGACAAGACGUUCAUCACCGACAGGCUGCUCGAUAGCUUGAUCUACAUUACAGAAACGCUAACACAGCUGGACGAAGCUCUACGACCACUUCAAACAGCAGCAGAACAUGCUCAAGCUGCAGCAGGUGGUAAUGGGAUACCUGUGAUGCAAGAACCCUCUAGAAAGAUUGUCACUCCUCGCCUGGUUAACUCACUGCUCAAUGCGAUCGUGCCGAUACCCGCUACCAUCUCACCGUUGAUCUACUCCAUUCACGAACCUCUCGCUCAGCUGGACAGAGGCGAUUCGUACAUUUCCACAGCCAAAGGUGACCUUGAGGCUGCUCUGCUACAGGCUCACCAAGAAGUGGUCAACUUUAACGGCAACGUACGCACGCUCAAGCAGGACACCAAUACCGUGAUAGCAUCCCUCAGCACAUCGUACGGCGAGCAAGCGACACAGAUCGUCGAUAUACUCCCGAAAUUGAAAGCCUCCACCAACUACCCUUACGAGCUGUCCUAUGCACUGCAAACCUUCGACGAAACUGCAUCGAUUCCUUCGAUCGAAGAGAAAACAUCCGUAGUGGAUGUAACGAUCGAAGAAUAUAUAGAUGUGGCGAAAACGUUCGACGACGAUUUGGUGACGGUGUACGGUGAUCGGAUCUGUCCCGUACUGCGAGGCGUCGUACAGGUACUCAUUGCGAGUGGACCGUACGCUGACUACUGUUACCAAAAAUACGCCCAAAGGGUGGUAGACUUGGCCGUACACAAUUUCUACGACAUUGGCGAAUGUUACGAGCUGGAGCUGAACCGCCUGUACUCAGUGAGUAGACUCAUCACGAACAUCGUCAAUCUGGCGAUGUUCAACUUUGCCGAGCUGUUCGAGAAUCUUAACACAUGCGCCACCAUUUUGCCGUGUCCGAGUGUUUGCGAUCCUUGCAUUAAUACGCUCGGCAAGCUACUCGACACACAGUCCCGUUUGAUGGAGGAAAAAUUCGACCUUAUACUGCAGAUAGUGCCGUACGAGACCAAAGCUAGCUUGCAGCGGCUUAAAUCGUGUGCGGCGUUCACCAAGUACAAGUUGAUUGCUGAUGCGUACGAUCUGUUGCGGAAUGUUUACAAAUGCGAGUACACCGGCUACAGGCAGGUGUAG